Messenger RNA from Drosophila erecta, 414 nucleotides. RefSeq lists its product as uncharacterized. The record is from RefSeq and is a predicted model, not a curated record. Bases 58 to 291 code for a protein of 77 amino acids. The transcript is spliced from 2 exons. Lineage: Eukaryota; Metazoa; Arthropoda; Insecta; Diptera; Drosophilidae.
CGGUAUCAGUGCAAUCCAAGCUCUUGCCUUGCAAACCUUAUCCCUUGCAACCACACAAUGAGAGUACUCCUGGCUCUAACUUUCCUGGCCACCUUGGCCCUUGCACUCGCCUUUCCCCAGGUGGAACAUGGAUCUGUAAAUGGACCCAGUGGCCGCUUUCCCAUGACGAAAAAUUGGGCGCAACCUCCGGUGGAUCUGCGAAAACCCAUUAUCUUUCUGCCAGAGGCCACGCCCAUUCACGAAGCCCAGGAAUCUCGCCCCCGACAAGCCAGACAUCACAAGAGUGGAUAAAUGCCAAGGAACACCUAUUUAUUAAUUAAUUAUGGAACACACAGCAAGUGUAUCUGUUAUAAAGAGAAUCUGUUGCGUUGAUAUCAUAUAGAUAGGCAUUUUAUUUAGCAAAGCCUCGGGAAA